Messenger RNA from Sorex fumeus (smoky shrew), 2966 nucleotides. It is a transcript of the gene TIMD4, whose product is annotated as T cell immunoglobulin and mucin domain containing 4. The record is from RefSeq and is a predicted model, not a curated record. The transcript has 8 exons. Lineage: Eukaryota; Metazoa; Chordata; Mammalia; Eulipotyphla; Soricidae. Bases 40 to 1104 code for a protein of 354 amino acids.
AACCUGCGGAUCUGCCGGAUUUUGCUGCUCACCCUCAACAUGCCCCGGUUCCAUCUCCUCCUCUGGCUACUGGUGGAGCUUGGGCGUUUUCACCUGUCUUCCGCCGACCCUGCGACGGUGGUCACUGGGUACCUGGGCCAGGCCGUGAAACUGCCCUGCCAGCACCCGUCCUGGUCCCCACUAAGCAACAGCAUGUGCUGGGGCAAGGGCGCGUGUCCCAAAUCCAAGUGCAAGAACGAGCUGGUGCACACGGAUGGCACACGCAUGCUCUCCAGGACCUCCUCCCGCUACAGCCUCCAGGGCCCCAUCUCGCGGGGCAACGUGUCCCUGACCAUCUCCAACACCCGGGUGAGUGACAGUAGCGUGUACUGCUGCCGCAUCGAGGUGCCCGGCUGGUUCAAUGACAUCAAGAGGAACAUCCGGCUGCAGCUGAAGAAGGCCCAGGUGCCACGCACGACCCUCCAGCCGAGGACCACCACGAUCACCACGACCAAGGCCUGGACCUCUAGCACACCUCUGCUUUCCACCACCGGGGCGCCCACCCCCGAAAUCACCACCACAGCCCCGCCGCAAGCCAGCACGUGGGCCCCCGCCGCGGUGACCACCUGUCCCCUGAACACAGAGAGCUCCCUGCCAGCCACAUCCCCGACACUCACCACGGAGCUGGCCAUGUUCCCGACCCUUGCCACGGAGCCAGCUACGUCCUUGACCCUUGCUACAGAGCUGACCAUGGAGCCGGCCAUGGAAGGCACCACCACGUAUACCAAUGCAGAGUCCCAAACUUCAGUUCUUCCGUCCGGACCGGGGACAGCCACGCUGGACGUGAGCCAUGUGUCCCAUGGGGCAGGAGCCUCAGAGACCUCGCAGGGCCCAGCAGGAGUGGAGGAGAUCCAAAUGACAGACCACCGUGAUCUGCUGAUGGUCAUCGUCCCCUCUGUGGGCCUGCUGCUCUUCCUGAUCUUGCUCGUCGUUCUCCUUCGAGGGAAAAUCACAGAGAACGUCUGCUUCCAGAAACACAGCAGGCUGGAGGAGAGCAAGCGGGGCCUCAACGGCAUGCAGCGCAGAGGGGAGGAUGAGGAUGAGGAUGGCUUAUUCACACUCUGAAGACCUGCUUUGUCCGGGGGAAGUCCCCACCCCACCCUGUGUCAGGUCCCCUGGGGCAGGACCUGGAGGGGGUGGGAAGGACUUGAGAGACUGCUCCUUCUCUGCGCUGGGCUCCAGUCCCCUCCAUUGUGUGCCUGCCGGGUCGUCUUCCCCCUGGUGAUCCUUGAAUGCCUCCCUGAACGGGGAGCUCACUCCCACUUCACACCCUCCUGACACCUGGAAUCUGAGCCCCGCCAUAUCUCACCGAUGAGAUAUUUUGCGUUGGAUGCCAGGGGCAGACACAGAACCUGGUUUUCUGACCCAUGUGCACCCCAGUCGCUCAAAUGAGACCUUGUUCCGGGUUCCGGUUUCUGAUUUCUCCUCCACCCUCAUCUGCGUUUGCGUCUUUUGGAGUCCCGUGCCCUGGGCCCCUGGGCUGUGUCGCAGGGGCAGGCAGCCCCACCCUCAGUGAUGCAGAGACACCCCCCUGCCCGCCCUCACCGACUCUUCACUCCCCCUCUUAAGACCCCGAAGUCUUCUGAUUGUCUCUGUUUCUUAUUUGAGGGUCUUGACAGGCGUUCACGGGGUGCGUGCGAAUUCUCUCCUGGGGAGCUGGCAUGAACCCCAGAGCGGGCGCCAGGCUGGUAAGGGGGUCCCCACUCCUCUGGACAGAAGUCAGAGCACCCCACUUCUAGAGAGCAUCAGAGUCACUUCAGAUGGAGGUGAAGUGACUGGGAGAGGUAUCACACCUACGCCGCACCCCUAGGGGAUGCCCCCUCCCCCACCGUGUGGACAGAAGGGUGGGAAGGUCAUGAGAGGGACGGGAGGUGGGGGAGGCCUGAGCAUGGGUAAGUCACAGGGGGGACUGGCAGAGUGUCACCGCAAUAAAGCCCGUCUCUCACCAGCUGGUCUGGGUCAGAGCAGGAAACAACCGUCUACCCCCUCGGUUUGUUUGCUAGAUUACUUCACAGGCUCGGACCAACCCCAACAGUUGGUUAGAGGAGGAAAUGGGGCAUCACUCUCACCCCGGUGUGGACCUGGGAAAAAGGAAGCAGGUUACAAAUGGGGGUCUUAUUAACAAAUAAAACAUGUCGAUCGGCAGGAGAAAGCAAGUCAGUCGCAGCUGAAGCUUCAUCGGCCCCUCUUGACAGCUGACCCGGGGCAGCUUUGGUCCUGUUGUGGUCCAUCCCGUCCAUCCCCUGCUCUGGGCCUGGUCCUAUGCCCGGAAGUGAAGAUGCACAGUGAGAAAAUGUCCUUCUGGUCUGUUCCCGUCAAAGCGAACGCCAGCACACUUUCUAACUUGUAUUUUUUUUUUUUUUACUUUUUUUGGGGGGGGUCACACCCAGCAAUGCUCAGGGGUCACUCUUGGCUCUGCACUCAGAAAUCACUCCUGGCGGUGCUUGGGGGACCAUAUGGGAUGCUGGAGAUUGAACCCAGGUCGGCUGCGUGCAAGGCAAACGCCCUACCCGCUGUGCUAUCGCUCCGGCCCCUCUAACUUGUAUUUUAAUGACUGAAAAUGAGAUUAAAAAUAGCCCCCACCCUUUUUCUUAGGUCCUGUCCAAAUUAUGAACUAGUGUUUCUUCAUUGUAGAAACCAUUCUUUACAGUGAAAAGAAAAAUAAAACCCCGAGUUGGAUACAGACCUCUAUGUAUUUUAUUCCAUGCUGCGGUUAAGCCAAAUCAAAAGCUGUGAGAAUAAAAAAAAAAAAAAAGAGUUCUCCAGGAAGUGUGUGGAUGGGCAAGUGGUUUAUUCACAGGUUGUAGUUUCUGUUUUGCAAAACUACCAAACUUUACAAAAAAUGUCACCCUGCAUGACAUCAGAUGUUAUUCAUAACCAGCAAUAGAAAACGAAUUUUCUACGGUUGCUUUUCGGCAGAUCUGAGU